Messenger RNA from Cajanus cajan (pigeon pea), 2242 nucleotides. Its product is annotated as putative indole-3-acetic acid-amido synthetase GH3.6. Gene Ontology annotation, molecular function: acid-amino acid ligase activity. Gene Ontology annotation, cellular component: cytoplasm. NCBI's taxonomy places the organism in Eukaryota, Viridiplantae, Streptophyta, Magnoliopsida, Fabales, Fabaceae. The record is from RefSeq and is a predicted model, not a curated record.
UUCAAAGUCAAAACUCGACAAAGGGUAACAGCAAAGCAAAUCAUAUUAAACAUGUUACUUUCCUUGUGUACUCAAAAUUAACAACGGCAACAGAAUCCCUGAAAGUGCCGAUUCUUUUAGUGACCAAGAAAGAAGAAAAAAAUUGUGAUCUCCAACGUGAACACUAGAGCAACAUGAUGACAGGCGAGGAACUGAUACAAAAGCUUGAAGACUUAACCAAGAACGCCCAACAUCACCAGUUGGAGACUCUCCGUUCGAUCCUUCUUCACAAUGGCAACGUACGCUAUCUCCAACCCUUCAAGGCUCCUCUUCAUCCCUCCACUUUCACACGUCUCGUGCCCUUGUCUUCCUAUCAAGACUACGUUGACUUCAUCAACCUCAUGGCAGAAGGGAAAGAUGACCCUUUUCUCUCCGUUGACCCUCUCUUAUGCUUCUUCUACAGCUCAGGAACAAGUUCAAGCACCAUGAAACCGAAAUUGAUCCCUUACUUUGAUUCAAGCCUUUCCAAAGCAGCUUCCUUUAUUGGUCAUCGAGGCAGUGUUGCUAUUCGUCAAAGGCUAUUUCCUCCAAGGCCAGAAGUGAACAAGAUCCUAUGGUUUCUCUAUGCUGACAAUAUUACUACUACUAAAUGUGGCUUGAAAGUUAUGGCUGCCUCCACAUACCCUUUGCAAAGUGGUAAUGCCACCCCUCAACAACUUGCUACCUUUUCCAGUCCCCUAGAAGUGAUUCUUGGGUCUCAUGUUGAGCAUCAAUUGUACUGCCACCUUCUAUGUGGCCUUAGGAAUCUUGAACUUAUAGAUGGAAUCACAACCCCUUAUGCCAUUGGCUUGAUCAAAGCAUUUGGUUUUCUGGAGUCCAAGUGGGAGCAACUAUGUGAUGAUCUAGACCAUGGAUUUCCAUGUAAUGAAAUUUCAGAGGUGGCAAUGAGGGAAGCUGUAACUAAGACUCUUGGUGGACCUCAGCCAGAAUUGGCAAAGAGAAUAAGGUUAAUCUGUGAAGGUAACAACUGGGGUGGAAUUGUGUAUAGAUUGUGGCCAAACAUUCGUUACAUAAGGUGUGUUACCACUGGAAGCAUGAAGCAGUACUACCAAAAACUCAAGUAUUAUGCAGGAGAGGUACCUAUUUUAGGAGGGGAUUACUUUGCUUCAGAGUGUUGUGUGGGUAUAAAUUUAGACAUAAUGCAACCUCCUGAGACAACACGGUUUGUGAUGCUUCCAACUGCUGCCUACUUUGAGUUUCUUCCAUUUAAGAUGAAUGAGGACAAUAUUGUUAAUAAGGAAACAGUGGAUCUUAGUAGUGUGGAGGUUGGGAAGAUGUAUGAAGUGGUUGUUACUACUUAUAGAGGAUUUUAUCGCUACCGUUUGGGCGAUAUAGUGAGAGUUGUUGGUUUCCAUAACUCAUCUCCACAAGUAGAGUACGUAAUGAGAGCACCUAAAACUCCUGCUGAGAUUGUGACUGAGAAAGACUUGAUUUCGGCUGUUGAAAAUUUUCAACUUGCACUUAGAGGUGCUAUGAGAAUUGAGAUUGUCGAGUUUGCAAGUUUCUUGGACCAGGAGUCAAGACCUAAGCAGUUGAAGGUAUUUGUGGAAGUCCAAGAGGAAUCUAACUUUUUGGAGGAUAAACUGGAGGAAUCAGUAAAAAAAUUUAGAAGUUGUAUCUCCUCUCUCGAGAGUGGCUUGGGAGCUAUGUACAAGGUGCAAAGGGAUAAAGGUCAACUAGGAAACUUAGUGAUAUUCAUCAUAAGGCCUGGAGCUUUUGAUCAAUUAUCAGAAUUAGCCAUUAAGAAUGGAACAUCAGCUAGUCAAUAUAAACCACCCAAGAUUAUACGGAAUCAUGAAGUUGUCAAAUUAUUGGAAAAUUUAGCCUUUGUGACAGCUUCACUGGAUGACUAAUAAUAUUUAGUGAAUGAAAUGAAUUUCUACCAAUAACGCUAUCCCCACCCUCUAAAAUUCAACUCUUUUGAGAAUGAUCUAUUUCAAAGAUUAGUGAUUACAUAAACAUAAGUGUAAUAGAAAGAUUAGUUGUUUGGGGUACAAGUCAAUGCAUGUUUUCAAGAGGUAAGUUUCCAAUUGGGGCAUAAGUGUAAUAGAAACAUUAUGUUUAGGGAUGCUUUGAUAUUCUGUCAAAUUCGAAAGGGGGAGGGGGACAUUCUACAUUUGUUGUUUUGGUGUUUAAGUUUACCUUGUAAAUUGGUUACAUGUAAACCAUUUCAUUUCAAUAAAUCUUAGUUCUUAAUUUGAAU